AUGCCCCAUGCCUUUCUUGGUUGGACCAGCCCAACCGGCGAUUUACGUCUUCCUGAAUUGGGAGAGCAAGCACAAGUCUCUCUUCUUUUUUUGUUUUUACCCUUUAUUGGAACUUUAAAAAUUCUUCCUACUGAACGGGAGCUACUAGAUUUGUAUUUGUUGAAUCUUCCUUACCAAGACCCCGAAUGGGUUAACUUUUUGAACACCACGCAGCUCAGUAGUCCACCCGCUGAGCUGGAUUCCGCUUUCCAGUCGUUUAUGCGGCUAGAAUUCUCCGUAUCCGCCCGGGAAAUGGAGAAGUUCGAAUCCGUUCCGUUCGGAUAUUGA
Molecule: messenger RNA, 327 nt
Organism: Prunus armeniaca (apricot)
Lineage: Eukaryota; Viridiplantae; Streptophyta; Magnoliopsida; Rosales; Rosaceae
Source: the annotation of a GenBank genome assembly